UGUUGUUGUUGUAUUGCAUUGUUUAUUGUUGUGUCUUAGUUCUUUUUGGUUUUUGUUCAAGUGUUAAAGAAAUCGAAAAUUUUUACCAUGGCGGUCGAUGCUAGCAUCUGGAAACUGUCAAAAUUGUGCCCCUCUUCUUCAGACACAGAGUUUACCGCUGAUGCAAAUUUGUUUCGCCAGACCAUGGCAGUGCCUAGCGUUACGAAUCAGGCAUCGUGGUUUGAACGUGAUCCAAGCACGAAGCGUACCGUAUUCUUCAAUGCUGAGGAUCGAGCCUCGAACAAGAGAGCGUCCUCCAUGUUCUAUCGUCCGUCCCGCUUUACGAUUGGAAUAGGUCAGGGAAGCACCCUGUUUGAGCCCAGAGCGAAGAGCGUUCGCGGAACACUCUCUGUUAAAGCCGACUUUAGCAACUUUGACUCUAAUUCGAAAUUCAAGAUGUACCGACACCGUCACCCUGCAGAUGCAAAACAUGUAACGCACUACGAUAUAUCAGCAGUUCAUGAGAAAAAGAGAGUCAUGCAUCAUUACUUGGAGGCCGAACCAAGCUAUACGCGCUUCAAAGUCCCUUUUCAGAUAGCAUGUGCGGAGCGCUAUAAGAAAAACAUCAAGAAAUACAAUCAGCAGUUUAGGCGGGAAAUCGCCAAAUUGGUCGAUAAUCAAUCUUCAGCUCGGGAUGCGACCUAUUUCGUGCGUAUGGUGUCGUACACUACCCUAUGGCCCCCAUAUCAUAAUGAGAGAGAACUGUAUGAUACAAGCUGCAAUUUCUAUAGGUUGACUCCUGCGGAGAGCUCACGACUGCAAUACAUCAUGUCAACAGAUUUUUCAUAUAUUUGAAAAAAAAAA
Drosophila arizonae is the source of this 843-nucleotide messenger RNA. RefSeq lists its product as uncharacterized. The record is from RefSeq and is a predicted model, not a curated record. Lineage: Eukaryota; Metazoa; Arthropoda; Insecta; Diptera; Drosophilidae.